CCGGGCAAAAGAGCCAAAGAGUUGUGAGGUCAUGAAUGAACAUGUACUUAAAUCAGAUAGAUUGCUUCCCUUCUUCUUCAUCAUCUAUAAUCAUCAACUAAGAAAAGUCGUCUUCUUUGACUUUUCUUUGUGAGAGAUCAGAUCGAAGAUGGCGGAUGGUUUCACGGAUGAGCAGAUCCAGGAGUUUUACGAAGCCUUCUGUCUCAUCGACAAAGACUCCGAUGGAUUCAUCACGAAGGAGAAGCUGAAGAAAGUGAUGAAAUCGAUGGGGAAGAAUCCAAAAGCAGAGCAGCUUCAAGAGAUGAUGAGCGACGUCGACAUCUUCGGCAACGGUGGCAUCACCUUUGAUGAUUUCUUGUACAUAAUGGCUCAAAACACUUCUCAGGAAUCGGCAUCGGAUGAGUUAAUAGAAGUAUUCAGAGUGUUCGACAGAGACGGAGACGGUUUCAUAUCUGCACUUGAGUUGGGAGAAGGAAUGAAGGAUAUGGGGAUGAAGAUAACGGCGGAAGAGGCGGAGCAUAUGGUGCGAGAAGCUGAUCUCGACGGUGAUGGUUUUCUCUCUUUCCAUGAGUUCUCCAAAAUGAUGAUCGCUGCCUCUUAUUAGCCUUUUUUUUAUAAAAGCUAUGAUAUAAGGGUUUGUGUUUUGCACUUAUAAGUUGGUAACUACUUUCCAAUAUGUUAAAGCGAGAUCCUAUCAUGUAUUAGUAUUAUUGUAUUUUCCCAACAUGCAAUAAAAUUCUCUGUCCCAUAUCAA
Molecule: messenger RNA, 754 nt
Organism: Eutrema salsugineum
Lineage: Eukaryota; Viridiplantae; Streptophyta; Magnoliopsida; Brassicales; Brassicaceae
Product: calmodulin-like protein 9
Exons: 4
Coding region: 149-604 (151 amino acids)
Molecular function (GO): calcium ion binding; enzyme regulator activity
Source: RefSeq, a predicted model, not a curated record